CGUCGCCGCCGCGACGUGCGGCCGUGCGCUCCGGCUACGGCGCCGGCGCGCUCGCUGAUUCUCUCGUCGCCGGUGGCUCGGUGCGACACCUUGGCCGUGACUGGUGCUGCGGGCUCAGGAUCGGGGGCUCCCGCUCCUCCCCAGAAACCCUUGCGGCUGCCUGCUUCUCUCCUCCCCAGGAACCCUUGCGGCCGCCUCCCGCCCGGCGCCAUGCUCUCCGGGGUGAAGUUCAUCCCUCGGGAGCAGAUCCGCGAGGAGGCCCUAGGCGGCGGCGCCGGCUCGGGGUCCGACGGCUCCGAGGAUAAGCGGCGGGCGAAGCGGAACAGGAAGGGGAGGGACAAGGAUGAGAGGAAGGGCAGGAAGCACCGGCGGAGGAGGAGCAAGUACAGCUCGGACGACUCCGAGGAGGGGUCGGACAGCGGGGACUCGAUCGACGAGGAUGAGGAGAAGGAAUUGAGCCGGAGCAAUCGCCGGAGCAAGCGUCGGAGGCGGCGCCACGAGUUCUCCGAUGACGAUUCCGAGGAGUCCAGUGGUGAACCUGACAAGAGAAGAGGUAGUGGCAAGAGCAAGCGGAGAGGCGCCACAGUUGACGAUGAGGAUGAGGAUGAGGAGGCGGGAGUUGCAGACGAGGAGUUGAGAGCGAGCGAGAUUGUCAGAAAGGAGAUGGGACUUGAGUGGAUGCUCAAGUCGGCAAGCAGUGGUCGGGCUGAGAGCAGCCAUUCUCGCGGGACUGACAAAGAUAAUGAGGAGAUUGCACAAGAAGAGGUGAAGAAAGCCAAUCCGAAGGAAUUGAAUCCAUACCUGAGGGAUAAUGGCAGUGGGUACCCUGAUGAAUCUAGCCCUUCAAAUGCAGGCAAUCAGUUGCUUGCUUCCUCUGUUGUUGGCGAUGGAGGUGCUAGCUGGAGGCUCAAAGCUUUGAAGCGUGCAAAAGAGCAAGCAGCUCGGGAAGGAAAAAAUCUUGAGGAGGUUGUUGAAGAGAGAUGGGGCUCAUUAGGCCACCUAGCUGCAUCAGUAUCCGCAUCUAGAGCUGCCCCUUCUCAUGCCCAUCUGCAUGCCAUUAGAGGCAGAAAAUCUGGGCAAGCAGGCAGCUCAGAAGAACAUGUCAAAGAAAAUCUGAAGGAAGGUCAGUCAGGUGGAGCCGGUGGCAGUCGUGAAUAUUUGCGAGAUGUUUCCUCUCGACAUCAUGUAAUGAGAAAACCUAAGCCUGAUUCUGUACCAUGGAAAAGGAAUAAGCAUAACAUUUCUUCUGAAGAUCAGGCACUUAUCUCUUCAGCAAUAGCAGGAAUAAAUAAGUUCUCUAAUGAUGGAAGCUUUUUGGAAAAGAUUAAUAAUCUUGAGAGUAAGAACGCAAAAGUUUCAACUUCAGAGGUUGAUGAGCCAAAGUCUGAUAAGGAUAGUUCAAAGAAAGCACCUCCAGUGAGCACUCAAAAGCUAAAUGCAAACCAGCUAGCGGCAAAAAUUCUGCAGCUUAGAAUGAAAGGAAAGCAUGAAGAAGCUGAACAACUUUCGAGAGAAAUGGAGGCAGUGCUGGAGAAUGAGGAUACUGCUGUUCAAGAGCCUAGGCAUGAAGUCAGGAGCUCAACCAGGCACACAAUAAAGCCUAGUGCAGCUGAUCGCAGGAAAAGAGAAGAGGAUGCUGACCAGCAUCUUGCAAAUAAAAUCAUGCACAAUAAACAGUACAACAUGUCUAAAAGUAUAGAGGAUGAAUAUGAUUUUGGUGAUGCUCCCAGCAAGAAAGGCAAAAGGAAGAACAAAGAAGCUCAUGAGGAGAGAAGCACUCAUAGGCAUCUCACAACUCAGAAAGAGCGCUGUUUGUAUUGCUUCGAGAACCCUUCCCGGCCAAAGCAUCUGGUUGUUGCUAUAGGAAACUUUGCUUACUUGAUGCUGCCACAGUUUGAGCCUCUUGUCCCUGGGCACUGUAUUAUUCUGCCAUUGCAGCAUGAGUCUGCAACAAGAACAGUUGAUAGGAAUGCCUGGGAGGAGAUCCGGAACUUUAAGAAGUGCCUCCUGAAGAUGUUCUUGCAGCAAGACAAGGAUAUGGUUUUCAUGGAGACUGUUAUAAGCUUGUCCAAACAACGGAGGCACUGCAUGAUUGAAUGCAUUCCUAUCCCCUCCAAUGUUUCAAACAAUGCGCCCAUGUACUUCAAGAAGGCAAUUGAUGAAGCUGAAGAAGAAUGGACACAGCAUGACAUGAAGAAACUUAUUCCAACGAAAGGUAACCUGCACCAGGUCAUCCCAGAGAACUUUGCCUACUUUCAUGUAGAGUUUGGGCUGGACCGUGGAUUUGUCCAUGUCAUAGACGAUGAGAGUAAAUUCAGUGCUGGCUUUGGGUUGAACGUCAUCAGAGGGAUGCUCCGUUUGCGAGAAGAGGACAUGCAUCGGCGCAGAAGGCACGAGUCGAUGGAUAAUCAGAAACAGGCCGUUGCUAAUUUCAUGAAGGACUGGGAGCCCUUUGAUUGGACUAAACAACUUGAUUAGAUGAUGUAAUUACAGUCACCAGAACAUCUGUAAGAAAACUCUGGUGGAAUUUGUACUACAAAUUUUUGUAGGAAA
This is a messenger RNA of Oryza brachyantha (malo sina), 2553 nucleotides long. Its product is annotated as CWF19-like protein 2. The transcript is spliced from 8 exons. The record is from RefSeq and is a predicted model, not a curated record. Bases 211 to 2478 code for a protein of 755 amino acids. Gene Ontology annotation, cellular component: post-mRNA release spliceosomal complex. NCBI's taxonomy places the organism in Eukaryota, Viridiplantae, Streptophyta, Magnoliopsida, Poales, Poaceae. Gene Ontology annotation, biological process: mRNA splicing, via spliceosome.